Messenger RNA from Teleopsis dalmanni, 1767 nucleotides. RefSeq names its product transcription initiation factor TFIID subunit 11 (gene Taf11). The transcript is spliced from 3 exons. The record is from RefSeq and is a predicted model, not a curated record. Gene Ontology annotation, cellular component: transcription factor TFIID complex; nucleus. Bases 119 to 700 code for a protein of 193 amino acids. Lineage: Eukaryota; Metazoa; Arthropoda; Insecta; Diptera; Diopsidae. Gene Ontology annotation, molecular function: protein heterodimerization activity; transcription coactivator activity. Gene Ontology annotation, biological process: RNA polymerase II preinitiation complex assembly; transcription initiation at RNA polymerase II promoter.
UUAUAGAUAAAAUGCAACUCUGCCAUGGAGGAUGCAAAAAAGAAUGCAAAUUAUGACGAGAGUUUCUCGCUAUUUUUGAUAAAAGUAGUUAUAUUUUGUAGUGUAAUUUAAUAUUUAAAUGGAUGAUAUACUUUUUCCAACACAAAGUGCUAAUAACGAAGAAGUUGAAGAUGAUGAGCUACGUUUGUUUGAUUUAAAUAAAAGUAGUCAAGAUGAAAACUCCAAGUUGAAUGAUGAAAAUAGAGACGCCGAUAAUGACGGCCUGGAUAUUAGUUUUGAUUUGAAGGAAGAUAAAAUUGAUGGCGAUACUGAAGAGCCUCCCGCGAAAAAACAAAAAACACGUAAAGAAAUGGAAGAGGAGGAACGUGAACGCAUGCAAGUGCUGGUAUCUAAUUUUACAGAAGAUCAAUUAGAUCGCUAUGAAAUGUACCGACGAUCCGCGUUUCCAAAAGCCGCUGUGAAACGUUUGAUGCAAACCAUUACCGGCUGCUCUGUGUCACAGAACGUUGUCAUAGCCAUGUCAGGCAUUGCUAAGGUUUUCGUUGGUGAAAUUGUAGAAGAAGCACUAGAUGUUAUGGAAACAGGUGGAGAAACGGGUGCGCUAACACCGAAAUAUCUACGUGAAGCUGUUCGACGCUUGCGACUGCGUGGGAACAUGCCUGUGGGUCGAUAUUCUAAAGCAGCUUUCCGUUUAAACUAGCACCAAAUUACAAAUUGGUGUAUAUCUAUGUGGACGUGAAUCCGAAAAGAAUAUAUACUCGUCUAAGAAGUAGGAUUUAAAUGGAAGCAAAAAAAUAAUGCAAUAAAUUACGGCACAAAGUAAUAUUUUAAUGGACAUAUUUUUCAUGACCGCAAAUGUAAUAUUUGAAACCUAUUAACUAUGUAUGAAAGAUAAAUUUGAUUAAAUAAUACAAGAUAUAUAAAUAGUUAAUUAAUAGUAAAAAUUGCAACUUCAAUAUACAAUAUACUAUAUUUAUAUGCACACAAAAGCUGUUUUGAGACGCGGUUUUGAACGUAAAAUUGUAGAAAACGACUAUAAUGAUGUCAUGAGCAUAAUUGGCGCCCUGAGCAUCAAAUGUUUUGUGAUCAGUAGGCGCCAUUCUGCUGGUGGCACCCGGGCAUGUUAAACCCCCCACGUUACGCCAUUGCUUCGAACUUACAAUGGAAAUGAAUUUAGUUUUAGAACCUAGAGUCUAGUAUAUAUAAAUAUAGUAAAAAUUUAUAUAAAUAUAGUAAAAAAAGAAAAAAUAAAGAAUUAUGACUUACUAGUUGCUAUGUAUUCUAUUUUGCUUUGUGAUAAAAAUCGAAUAUAUAUGCAUUAAAAGUUAGUAUCGAUAUUUCUUCCAAAUAUAAUCAUGUUUUGUAACAUGAUUAUAUUAAUAUAAUAAUAAAUAUGGUAAUUAUAAAUGGUUUCAAAGAAAAGUCCAGCUCUGCAGUGAACUAGUUUUUUGUGAGCAUAUUAUAUCUAAAGAAAUAAAUUGGAAAAGCAGUUGUUUUGGAAAGCAGUUGGCAGUUGGUCUCUUCAGAAAUGGAUUAUAUGAAAGCCAUACGUAACAGAUCGAAAUUUCUUAUAUGUAAUAUAUGUAAUAUAAUGGUUUAAAUUUUAUUAAUUCCUGUAUGUUGAAAUUUAUAUAGACAAUAUAACUAUAAAUAAUUUUCUAUAAUGUAUCAAUGUUUUUUUUAUCUUUUAACUUUCUUUUAUUAUUUAAAAUGUAAGACAGCAAAUGUAAUGAUCUAAUUUUUUUUAGUAUUAAUAAACAUAAAUUU